Molecule: messenger RNA, 1056 nt
Organism: Asterias rubens (European starfish)
Lineage: Eukaryota; Metazoa; Echinodermata; Asteroidea; Forcipulatida; Asteriidae
Product: octopamine receptor beta-1R-like
Exons: 1
Coding region: 1-1056 (351 amino acids)
Biological process (GO): G protein-coupled receptor signaling pathway
Cellular component (GO): membrane
Molecular function (GO): G protein-coupled receptor activity
Source: RefSeq, a predicted model, not a curated record
AUGGAGGCUGUAACAAAUGGAUCUGGUGGAGUAUCGUCCUCUGACUGUGUUGUCUCUGGAGAUACUCUUUACCAAGUGCUUCGAGCAAGCUACAUUGGUAUCGACUUCAUAUUGACUUUAUUUGGAAACAUACUGACAAUCAUCGUCACGAGAAAAGUUGAGGAGUUCUCGGACAGCACUAAAAUAUUCAUCACAUCUUUGGCAGUGGCUGAUUUGGGCGUUACGGUCGUCGCUGCCACAUCCUUUACUGCUGAAGUAUAUGGAAGAUGGCCAUUCCCUGAAUGGAUAUGCAAAGUUUCCUUUUUAAGUUUUUACAUAUUCACAGCAGUGUCUGUGAUUAUGAUUGUUAUUAUGACUGUGGAUCGUUUAGUUGCCGUGGUGAAGCCACUUCGCCAUUCCUUGAUUCUAACUAAAAGAAGAAGUAUCGUAGCAGCCGUUUGUGUGUGGUUUUGCUGCAUUCUUAGCGCUUCUUCCACGACAUUUCUCAACACAGUAGAGUACAAUGAAUGUUCUGCAAUCUGUUUGACAAAGGGAAGGAGUAUUGCUCAAACGAUCGCAUCCGUUAUGUUAUUUUAUAUAACGCCUCUGAUUUGCAUCCUGAUCAUGAACAUACGGUUACUUAUGAUAGCACGGCGACACGCACUUCACUUUAGGCGGGUAAGGGUUGCUGCCUCUCUGCCGAACACCGCUGAUCAACCGAAACGACCUCCCCCAAGGAAUGUCAGAGGAAAAGCAGUUGGAGUUAUUUCUCUUGUGACACUUGCGUUUGCGUUAAGUUGGUCAGUUUACCAGGUGUGUUUGGUACACUCAGCAUUUUCCGAUGGUAGUCCAUUUCCAGAGUCAGUGGAGUUCGUCGCUGUGUGGCUUGGAUUGACGAACAGUUGGUGGAAUGUAAUUAUUUACUCCAUCAUGAACAGAAAUUUUAGAAACCAUUUGAAGAGUGUUCUGCUACGGUUGUUCCCGUGGUUUCGAAAGCAAGAGGUGGUAAACUACCGGUACCCAGCAAUACCACCUGUAAACAACAACUUAACGACAAGACCGGAUGACAUCGAAUGA